This is a messenger RNA of Trachemys scripta elegans, 1389 nucleotides long. RefSeq names its product centrin 2 (gene CETN2). The record is from RefSeq and is a predicted model, not a curated record. Gene Ontology annotation, biological process: centriole replication; nucleotide-excision repair; mitotic cell cycle. Gene Ontology annotation, molecular function: calcium ion binding. Gene Ontology annotation, cellular component: centriole; centrosome. Lineage: Eukaryota; Metazoa; Chordata; Testudines; Emydidae. The coding region runs from base 154 to 672 and encodes 172 amino acids. The transcript has 5 exons.
CUCCAGAGCGAGGCCUUUAAUCAAUGGGAAACGUGAUUGCUAUGGCAUCAGGGUAGAACUAUUGACUUAUGGGGAAAGCUGCCGUUGAUACUGUGCCCGCCCCUUUUUUUCUGUUCGGAGUGGAGGCGCUACUCCAGCGGCACCGGCUGCGGGAUGGCUUCCAGCUUCAAGAAAUCUACAUUAGGGGCAGUAGCCCAGAGGAAGAAGACAGGUCCUAAACUUGAACUAACUGAAGACCAGAAGCAGGAGAUCCGAGAGGCUUUUGAUCUGUUUGAUACCGAUGGCACUGGGAACAUAGAUGUUAAGGAGCUAAAGGUGGCCAUGAGAGCACUAGGGUUUGAACCCAAAAAAGAAGAGAUAAAGAAAAUGAUAUCAGACAUUGAUAAGGAAGGAACAGGAAAGAUCAGCUUCAAUGACUUUCUGGUGGUGAUGACUCAGAAGAUGGCUGAAAAAGAUUCCAAAGAGGAGAUUCUAAAAGCCUUCAAACUGUUUGAUGAUGAUGAAACCGGCAAAAUCUCUUUCAAAAACCUUAAACGUGUGGCCAAGGAACUUGGGGAAAAUCUCACAGAUGAGGAGCUACAGGAAAUGAUUGAUGAAGCAGAUCGAGAUGGAGAUGGGGAAGUGAAUGAGCAGGAAUUCCUGAGGAUCAUGAAGAAGACCAGUCUUUACUGAUAUGUUUGUUGUGGAUUUUCUUUUUAUACAGUUGGAAAUAUAUUUGGUAGGUGCAUGAGUUUUCUCCAGCCUCUGUCAUUUCUCAGGGACAAAGGAAAAGUUGGGUCAUUGUGGUUUGUGUCUGAUCUUUAAGCUUCAUUUGUGAAAUGUUCCAACUGCUAAGCUGAAACUGUUUUCAAUGAGAAAAACCUUCACACAUUUAUUCUUGUAGGUUUUUCACACCCAGUUUGUUUCAAAUAUACAAUUCAUAUUUGCAGAGCCAUAUCUGACUAAAAACGCACCAGAAAGAGAUUGCGUAUGCUUACAGAAUUGUUAAUACAGGAGAGGACUCAAAGCCAGAGAUUUCUGAUACAAACUGCCACACAGUUCACGGUGCAUUUGAAUCCAGAGUUUUGGUUUGGCCCCAGUGAUAUUAAAUGCUGCAUUUAACAGAGUGACAGGAACCCUUUCCUUUUUUUAUUAUACUGUUGAAAAACAUGUAAGUGAGCAGAUAGAUAGCAGUAUGUUAAGCUGUAACAAUCAGAGAAGUUCUUUGUGCAGUCUGCCCUUAAUAGUGGGGAAUAGGGAAGAAGAGAAGGAACAACUGUUAAAAAACAGAGCUGUAUGUUAUGGGGAAUAUUCAAUGGCUCCUAAUUGUACAAUUUUGUUUGAAAUGAAAUACUGGUUUUUUUAGCCAUCAUGGUUGUAGAAAUAAACAUACACAAACAUGAAUAUAAA